This is a messenger RNA of Cooperia oncophora, 519 nucleotides long. The record is from the annotation of a GenBank genome assembly. Lineage: Eukaryota; Metazoa; Nematoda; Chromadorea; Rhabditida; Trichostrongylidae.
AUGUCCACAUGGAUGAACAAAAAGCUCGUCGGUAUCCGUUACAUCAGCGAUCGUGUAAUACAAGCCGAGUUCCUUAUAAGAAAGAGACGUCUCAGGAUUAUUCAAGUUCAUGCGCCGACUUCUGCCGCAGCAGAUGAAGAGUAUGAGCAGUUCCUUGACGAGGUAGAAGCAGCACGACAUCCGUUUAGAAGUCCAGCUGUACCCGAAAUAAUCUUCGGCGACUUCAAUGCAGUCAUAGGACGCUCUCCCAACCAUGUGCCUGGAUGCGGACCUCAUGCUACUGGUAGAAGAAACGAUAGAGGCACGACACUGCUGUCAUUCUGCUCCGCAAAUGGCCUUUUAGUCGCCAACACAUUCUUCAAGAAAAGGUUCGGUAGAAAAUGGACAUGGAGAAGCCCAAACGGAACCACCCGUACUGAAAUAGACGCACGUAACUAUGCCCACCUGAAGUUUUGUCCGCGAUGUGACAUACGCUUUCUGGAUGCAAUGUCGGUAGCGAUCACCGGAUGGUACGAGUAA